AUCAACUCAGAGAUUCAAUGCUACUGUUUGACAUAUAUGUACAAGCAGGCGUAGCGCACCAGCAUACUGAAGCACAGCUUGAAUCACCAAGUCUUCAUAACCAGCCCAAAACUGCAGGAGCUUUGCAUCCCUGUCGAGCGCAAUUGAAGCUUUUGGCAUCAAACGUCCCAUUACAUGUUCUAAGAACAUCAUGUUCCCAAAUACUGCCUCCGAGCGUUAGUUUCUGCGUGUAGAAUUGGCGUGGUGUGCAGCAAGUAAUAGACAGAACAUUUCACGUAGACGUCGGAGGAGAAUGGAGAACAAGCAAGCAGAAGUCGACGGAUUCCAGCUCAGCCUCGACUUACGAGAGCAGUUGUUACAAACGUUUGGUCGCGAUAGAGAUCUUUCGAUCCUCACGCCGUUGCUACAUAAACUCCCAGUGCUCAAGGACGCCUAUGUGGACGUAGACCUCAAGCUGAAGAUUUUGCACUUUGCAGCUUGGGCAGGAGACGUGGAUCUCGUCCGGAAACUCAAGAACGUAGAGGCGGACCCGACUGCAAAGACGGAAGGUGGGUACACUGCACUGCAUCUGGCUGCAUCCGGGGGCCAUUGUCCCGUUAUUACGGAACUGCAGAGCUGGCUGGGACGUUCAAUUUCUGUCCAAGAAGACUCUUCCGAGGACGGUUUCACGUCGUUGCACUUGGCAGCUUGCUCUGGUCACGCUGAAGCCGUGACAUUACUUUUGGAAAAGUAUGAAGAUGUGGAGAAUGCUGUCAAGGCCAAAGAUAAGCUGUUUGGAAGGAACGUCCUGCAUUUUGCUAUUGCCGGAGGACAUGCCGACGUCGUCCGGGUGCUGUUCGACUCCAAAGUUCCACUGGAUCUUGUCUCGAAAGACAGAGCGAGGGGCUGGACGCCAUUUCUCCUGUCUGCCUGGCAGCGUCCCCUUUUUCACGCAACGAUGAAGAGGUUUAAUAUCAACAUCAUGGACAAGUUGCUGGAAGUGAGCUCCCGUCAGAUCAAUGAACAGGUUGGGGGUUUGGCAAUUGAAUUUGUCUAUCCUGAACUUUAUAUUCAGGAAGUUAAAAGUUUAGCGUCUACCGCUCUCACAGAAGCGGUAAACGCUAUACGGAUGUCAAAGUUCUUCAAAACGCAUAAGAGUCUCCUCCUGCAGAAUUCAAAGUAUGGGACGUUGGAUGGGAGUGUGAAACGCAUUUCAGUAAAAGAUAACGAGGUUUUCGAGAAUCAAUGGGACAAGUAUCAAAAGUUCAAGGUUCCUAUGGAUGGGCACGCUGCAUUGCAUCUGGCUGCCACUCAGAACAAUCAUGAGCUUGUGAAAUACCUUAUCCAGCGUGAGGGUAUACAACUGAAUGUAGGCGAAAGACUAUUUGGUAUGACUCCUCUCCAUUGCACGAUCAGAACGGGAGCUAUGGAGGCUUUCAAAGUGCUGAUCUCACUUAAAGACGUGGAUGUUAACGCCAAAGUGGUGACGGGAGGUAAGUGCCAUCUUCCAUCCUGGCUGUCACAAAAUUCGACUUCGAGCGAAAAAAAAGGUCGUGAGCUUGAUUUCGCGAAAAAGUUCCAAAGGUUUGACACUCCACUGCAUUUGGCCACUCGCAUGUGUAAAGCCUCCGAUCUUCUGGAGAUGCUGGUUGAAUUCGGUAGUCACCCCAAUUUUGAUCCGGCCACUUACAACUACCGUAGGGAAGUUCCAUUACAUAUCGUAUGGGAAAGAUGGAAGGCAGUUCAAGAUUCUGUCAACACAUUUCUGGUGGCGGCCACUUUCAUCGCAGGCGUGACCUUCGCCGCAUACCUGCAGCCUCCGUUCGGCACGGAGGUAGGAGACUUCAAAAGCAGGCCGGUGAGAUUGUUUUGGAUUUGUAACAGCGUAUCCUUCUAUUUUGCUGUCUACACGAUACUCCGCUGCCUGAUGUGGAUUAUCCGUGGAGAAAGGCGCUCAGACCUCUCCUGGGAAAAGACCGAAUUUCUUUUUCUAAUUCGGUUACAGAACGGUUUCCCUCUCACGGUGAGUGUAGGCUUCGGAGUCGGAGCAUUUGCGGCAGCAGGGUUUGGGAACUUGCCGCCAGACAGUCAGCUCUUGAUGCUGGCUUGCACCAUCAGCGGUGUUGUUCUCGUUGGAAUUCAGCUUCUGACAAAUGUGUACGUAUUGUACAGUUCCAACGAGCAGUAGGCAAGAUUAGUUUACAGAGUACGUUGGAUCCUUGGAGGACCGCUGUCACUUGUUUAUCUGUGGCUUCCGGAGAAUGGUAAAAACAGUAAGAAGCUUUCUUGCGUACCUUUCAAGCGGUAUGUUAGUUAUCAUCUACUUUUCCUAGUUCUACAAGCGUAUGGAUUAGUAGCAGUGUUAGUCUAUUCUUUCACAGAAAUAUUUUAAGUUGACAGAUCUUCCCGUCAGGAGAAGAAGACUUAAUUGAUAGGACUUAAUUGACAAUUGAUACCUUUUUAGGUCUGUUACUGUAAGUGUCAAAGUUUACUUCCAAACCUGCUUUUCUUGAUAGCCUUUUGCUAAGAUUAAUUCUCUAUUCACAGUAUGAACUGCAUGCACGAACUCGUAUGGAAACAUGGGUGACGGUAAGCUGAAAUGCCCCCUCAUCGAGUAAAAUGAAUCCUCAGAGGUCUCCGUAAGUGUUUUAUGUUCUGGAGGUCCCAUCAAGUAAUUUUCUCAUUGGUUAGAUAUCUUUUUACAAUACUAAAAAACUUCUUUAAAAAA
Marchantia polymorpha subsp. ruderalis is the source of this 2707-nucleotide messenger RNA. The record is from the annotation of a GenBank genome assembly. NCBI's taxonomy places the organism in Eukaryota, Viridiplantae, Streptophyta, Marchantiopsida, Marchantiales, Marchantiaceae.